CCUGAGCGCCAUGGGCUGCGCGAAGAGCAAGAAGUUGAAGGCGGCCGCCCGCUCCCCUUCGGAAGUCAGCAGCCGCAGCCGCCCUGGCAUCCCAUUGCCAGCUAAGGAUCAUCUCCCUAGUCAACCCUUGCCAGAAAACCCAGCCACUGGUGUGAGUGGCCCCUCAGGGUCCAGCGGCCCAGGCGUCUCGGACCCCAGAGCCCGGCUUAGGGCCUAUAUAGACAGCUACCCUGUAGUCAUCUUCAGCAAGUCCACGUGCAAGCGCUGUGCUGAGGUGAAGAAGUUAUUUAAGUCGAUGUGUGUUCCUUAUUUUUUGCUCGAACUUGAUCAAACAGUGUGAUCUGGUACCCGGAGAGGCUGCAGGAUCACAGAGUACUUGUGAUCGCAUGUUGCAAAGGUGUUUUCCUGAUAGAACAAAGUGGUGAGUAAGGAAUUCACAGCUGUAA
Messenger RNA from Lontra canadensis (Northern American river otter), 446 nucleotides. Its product is annotated as thioredoxin reductase 1, cytoplasmic-like. The record is from RefSeq and is a predicted model, not a curated record. NCBI's taxonomy places the organism in Eukaryota, Metazoa, Chordata, Mammalia, Carnivora, Mustelidae. The transcript has 4 exons. The coding region runs from base 11 to 340 and encodes 109 amino acids.